Molecule: messenger RNA, 2080 nt
Organism: Jatropha curcas
Lineage: Eukaryota; Viridiplantae; Streptophyta; Magnoliopsida; Malpighiales; Euphorbiaceae
Gene: JAR1
Product: Auxin-responsive GH3 family protein
Cellular component (GO): cytoplasm
Molecular function (GO): acid-amino acid ligase activity
Source: RefSeq, a predicted model, not a curated record
UCCGCUCAUCUCCCAAUAUCCUCCACCAUACCCAAAAAAUUAAGGUCAGUCAAAACUACGCUUUUCUCUCUCACAACACAUUUGGCUUAUAGUAGCUCACACACUGGGAUAAGCUGCAGAGAGAGCGAGAGCUACGGGCACGGGGCAUCAUCGAAAUCGUGAUAUUUAACCGCCACUGCCCAAAAGUUCUUUUACCGCUUUCUCUCUGUUUGUCUUUUUGCUGGAAGUUGCUCUCUCUCUUUCUUCCAAAGUCCGAUUACAGUGCAGUUUAGUGAAUAUGUUAGAGAAGAAAAUGGAAGGACUUGAUGUUAAUAAAGUGAUAGAGGAUUUUGAAGCAAUAACUAAAGAUGCAGAGAGGGUCCAAUUUGAGACUCUUAAGAAGAUUCUGGAAGAGAAUGCAUCUGCAGAGUACUUAAAGAAUCUGGGUCUCAACGGACGAACUGAUCCGGAGAGUUUCAGAGAUUGCGUUCCGCUUGUUACUCACAAGGACUUGGAACCUUAUAUUCAAAGAAUUGCAGAUGGAGACUCUUCUCCUGUACUCACUGGAAAGCCUAUAAAAACCAUAUCUUUAACUUCAGGUACUACUCAGGGAAGACGAAAAUAUGUGCCAUUCACUGAAGAAUUGAUGGACAACAGCUUGCAGAUAUUUAGAACUUCUUUUGCCUUUAGAAACAGAGCUUUCCCUGUUGGGAAUGGAAAAGCCUUGCAGUUCAACUAUGGCAGCAAGCCUACGAAAACAAAGGGAGGUUUGGCUGCUGGAACUGCCACAUCAAAUCUCUUUCGCAAUCCGAACUACAAAACUGCAAUGGAGGCAAUGAACUCCAAAUGCUGCAGUCCAGAUGAAGUAAUAUUUGGUCCUGACUUCCAUCAAUCAUUAUACUGCCAUCUCUUAUGCGGAUUAAUCUUUUCUGAAGAAAUUGAGCUCGUGUCCUCUACAUUUGCUCAUAGCAUUGUUAUUGCAUUUAGAACCUUUGAACAAGUCUGGCAAGAGCUCUGUAAUGAUAUUCGGGAUGGUGAACUUAGUAAUCGAGUAACUGCACCUUCUAUCAGAACAGCAAUGUCCAAAGUGCUCAAGCCAAACCCUGAAUUGGCUGAUUUGAUCCAUAGAAAAUGCUCAGGAUUGAAUAAUUGGUAUGGAUUAAUACCAGAACUCUUUCCUAAUGUGAAGUAUAUCUAUGGAAUAAUGACUGGGUCGAUGGAGCCUUAUUUGAAGAAAUUGAGGCACUAUGCAGGCGAGGUGCCUUUGCUGUGUGCCGAUUAUGGUGCCUCAGAGGGGUGGAUUGCAGCAAACGUCAACCCGAAGUUGCCUCCAGAACUGGCUACUUUUGCUGUGUUGCCUAAUAUUGGAUAUUUUGAAUUCAUUCCUGUUGGAGACAUGGAUGAGCACCUCUACUCAGAGCCCAAGCCAGUGGGUUUGACCGAAGUCAAGAUUGGAAAAGAGUAUGAGAUAAUUGUCACCAAUUUUGGAGGUUUGUACAGGUAUAGACUAGGAGAUGUUGUGAAAAUCGUGGGCUUCCAUAACUCAACCCCAGAACUAAAAUUCGUAUGCAGGACAAGCUUACUGCUUACAAUAAACAUUGAUAAGAACAGUGAGAAAGACUUACACUUAGCAGUAGAUGAAGCAGCAAAGCUAUUAGCUGAAGAGAAAAUUGAAGUUGUCGAUUUUAGUAGCCUAGUGGAUCUAUCAACAGAGCCUGGGCAUUACGUGAUCUUCUGGGAAAUUAAUAAAGAACCAACUGAUGAGAUCUUGAAAGAGUGUUGCAAUUGCUUGGAUCGAUCUUUCCUUGAUGCAGGUUACGUUAGUUCUCGCAAGAUCAAUGCUAUUGGACCCCUUGAGCUUCGAGUAGUUCGCAGAGGAACUUUCCAGAAAAUUCUAGAUCAUUAUCUGGGUUUAGGAACUGUUGUUAGCCAGUUCAAAACCCCGCGAUGCGUCGCUCCCACGAACAACGUAGUGUUGCAAAUCCUAAACAAUAAUGUUGUCAAGAAUUUUUUUAGUAAUGCCUUUUAGUGAAUAUAAAUGUGACAAAUGUUAUUUCAUAAUUGGUUUAUAGUAUACUCGAAUAAGCUUAGGUUUUUAUCA